UGUGUGAUGGGGAUCUAGUUUGUUUUUUUCCAGGUGGAUGAUCAAUUAUGUCAGUGCCACUGAAUAAAUGUCCUGUGUACACUCAGUUGAAUACCAUUUUUGUUAUAUAAGUCAAUAUAUAUGUUUUGUUUUGUCUUUUUUUAUUACAUUGGUUUUUAUUAAGUUUUAAUAUCUAAUAGAGAAUGUAAUGGCUGAUAUUUAUUAUAUGCUUCUUGUGCGCCAGGGAGAUGUUGAAUACUUUAUGAGCAUCACCUCAUUUUAAUUUGUGUAACUAAGAAAUAAGUACUUUCAUCCUCAUUUUUGAAACUAAAACAGAAGGCACUUCUUCCUAUUUUCAUAACUGAAAGAUAGCAGAGCUACAGUUCAAAUCUUAAGUAAUAUUACUCCAUAUCUCAUGGCCAAUACCCAUCAUAGGUUCCAUUAAGCUUUAUAUUUUCCACAGCACUGGUUCUCAAAGUGUCCUCAGACCCUCAGCAUCGACAUGACCUGGACACUGUUUAGAAAUGUAAAUUCUUAAAAAAAAAAAAAAAAAAAGUAAAUUCUUGGGCUGAGUGUUUGUACCCCCCAAAAGCUUUAUGUUGAAAUCCUGAUCUCCAGAAAUAAUCGUGUUAGUUGGUGAGGCCUUUGGGAACCGAUUAGGUCAUGGAGGUGGGGCACUCAUAAACGAAUAGUGCUGUUACAAAACAUCCCACAUAGCUCCUGAGCCCCUUCUACCAAGUGAAGACACAAUGAGAAGGUGCUGGCUAUGAACCAGCAAGAGUCCCCUGACUAAAAUGUGACCACACUGUCUCCUUGAUUUUGGACUUUACAGCCUCCAAAACUGUGAGCAAUAAAUUUUCGUUGUUUAUAAGCUACCCAGUCUGUUGUAUUUUAUUAUAGCAGCCUGACUGAACUAAGACAACUGCUACCCUGGGCCUAUUAAAUCAGAACCUGGGAGUGAAGUUAAGGAUUUUUAACUGUAUUCUAAGAGGCCCUCCAAGUGUUUUGAAUCCACACUCAAGUUUGAGAGCCUCUGUUGUUUCUAGCUCUGGGAACUUCACCUUGGUGUUCACAGGAAAUGUUUGUGUGAUAAAUAUCGAGUAUCUGACCAUGUGGACAUUGUCGUUCUAGGUUUUUUGGUGUCUCUGGGGAGCCCCUGGGUUAGAUCAUUAUCCAGACUCCAGCCUGCCUCUCUCCAGCAGCUCUGCUUGAGUUUACAGAUGUCUACAAAGCUUUAGGCUCCUGAGAGAUUAAAGUUUGAGACCUACCAUGACUAUGUCAGCUAAUCGGACCUCUCCCCAGAAAUCCCUGAUCCUGGUUCCAGAGGAACAUGACGAUUCAUUUGAGGGAUCGGUGUCCUUCAGGGAUGUCGCUGUAGAUUUCAGCAGAGAGGAGUGGCAGCAUCUAGACCUUGCUCAGAGAAACCUGUACCGGGAUGUGAUGCUGGAGACCUAUAGUCACCUGCUCUCUGUAGGGUAUGAAGUUCCCCAACCAGAAGUUUUCAUGUUGGAGCAAGGAAAGGAGCCAUGGGCAUUGCAGGGUGAGAGCCCACAUCAGAACUGUCCAGAAGAUUUGUGGCAGAUUGGUGACCAGAUAGAGAGCUAUCAGCAAAAAGAAAACAAAUCUUUAAGAGAUGUUGCCAACAAGAAAAUUUUGACAACAAAGAAGGAUUAUGAAUAUAAGGACAUUAGAAAAAUAAUUUAUGUGAGCCAAAACAUUCUUUCUCCAAAAAGAUCCCAUCAGUGUGACUCAUUUGGAAUUGCUUUCAAGCAUGCUUUAGAUUUACACAGUCAUUAUAGAAACAGUACCUCAAAGAACAUUAAUAAGAUUACUGAAUAUAGUAAAAUUUCUUACUAUACUGACCCUGAGUGUUCUCCAACAGGAGAGAAGUUAUGGGACCAUAAUCAAUGUGGAAAAAUUCUCAGCUAUAAACAAGCACCCUCUCAACAUCAGAAAAUUCAUACUGGGGAAAAAUCUUAUGAAUGUGCUGAAUUUGGAAAGAUCUUCACCCAGAAGUCACAGCUCAGGGUACAUCUGAAAGUUCAUACAGGAGAAAAACUCUAUGUGUGCAUUGACUGUGGGAAAGCUUUUGUAAAGAAGCCAGAAUUCAUUACACAUCAGAGAGCCCAUACUAGAGAGAAGCCCUAUAAGUGCAGUGAAUGUGGAAAAGCUUUUUUCCAAGUGUCUUCUCUCUUAAGGCACCAGAGAAUUCAUACUGGAGAAAAACUUUAUGAAUGCAGUGAAUGUGGAAAAGGCUUCUCUUAUAACUCUGAUCUCAGUAUACAUCAAAAAAUUCAUACUGGAGAGAGACACCAUGAAUGUAAUGAUUGCGGCAAAGCAUUUACGCAAAAGUCUACACUCAAGAUGCAUCAAAAGAUUCAUACAGGUGAGCGAUCCUAUAUAUGUAUUGAAUGUGGACAGGCCUUCAUCCAGAAGACACACUUGAUUGCACACCGAAGGAUUCAUACUGGAGAAAAACCAUAUGAAUGCGAUAACUGUGGGAAGUCCUUCAUUUCUAAAUCACAGCUCCAGGUACAUCAACGAAUUCACACAAGAAUGAAACCCUUUAUAUAUACUGAAUAUGGGAAGAUCUUCAACAAUAGUUCCAACCUCAUUACACAUAAGAAAGUUCAAAUUAGAGAGAAAUCUUCCAUAUGCACUGAAUGUGGUAAGGCCUUUACUUACAGAUCAGAACUGAUUAUACAUCAGAGAAUUCACACUGGGGAAAAACCUUAUGAAUGUGGUGACUGUGGAAAAGCUUUUACUCAAAAGUCAGCACUCACAGUGCAUCAGAGAAUUCAUACAGGAGAAAAAUCAUAUGUAUGCAUGAAAUGUGGACUAGCCUUCAUCCAGAAGGCUCACUUGAUUGCACAUCAAAUAAUUCAUACAGGAGAGAAACCUUAUAAGUGUGGCCACUGUGGGAAAUCUUUUACUUCCAAGUCACAACUCCAUGUACAUAAACGAAUUCACACAGGAGAGAAACCUUAUAUGUGCACUAAAUGUGGGAAGGCAUUCACUAACAGGUCAAAUCUCAUUACACAUCAGAAAACUCAUACUGGAGAGAAGUCUUACAUAUGUCCUAAAUGUGGAAAAGCCUUCACACAAAGGUCAGACUUGAUUACACAUCAGAGAAUUCAUACUGGAGAGAAACCUUAUGAAUGUGGUACCUGUGGGAAAGCCUUUACCCAAAAAUCACACCUCAAUAUACAUCAGAAAAUUCAUACUGGAGAAAGGCAGUAUGAAUGCCAUGAAUGUGGGAAAGCCUUUAACCAGAAAUCAAUACUCAUUGUGCAUCAGAAAAUUCAUACAGGAGAGAAACCUUAUGUUUGCAGUGAGUGUGGAAGAGCUUUCAUCCGGAAAUCAAACUUCAUUACUCAUCAGAGAAUUCAUACUGGAGAGAAACCUUAUGAAUGCAAUGAUUGUGGGAAAUCCUUUACCUCAAAAUCUCAGCUCCUGGUACAUCAACCAAUUCAUACAGGAGAAAAACCAUAUGUGUGUGCUGUUUGUGGGAAAGCCUUUAGUGGCAGGUCAAAUCUCAGUAAACACCAGAAAACUCAUACUGGAGAAAAGCCCUACAUCUGUUCUGAAUGUGGGAAGACCUUCAGACAGAAGUCAGAGUUGAUUAUACAUCAUAGAAUUCACACUGGAGAGAAACCAUAUGAAUGCAGUGACUGUGGCAAAUCUUUCACUAAGAAAUCACAACUUCAAGUGCAUCAGCGAAUUCACACAGGAGAAAAGCCUUAUAUAUGUGCUGAAUGUGGGAAGGCUUUCACAGAUAGGUCGAAUUUGAAUAAACACCAGACAACACACACUGGAGACAAACCCUAUAAGUGUGUAGUCUGUGGGAAAGGCUUUGUCCAGAAAUCUGUGCUCAAUGUCCAUCAGAGUAUUCACACUUGAGAGGAACAGUAUAAGAAAAGAUCAGUUCUGAUUGUACAUCAUUGAAUUUUUCCAGGAGGAAAAUAUGCUUAUUAUCAUAAGUAGAAAUACCCUAUCAAAAUGUUUCACAUUACUGAACAGAAGAGGGCCCAGAAUGAAGGGGACCCUUCCUACAUUGUCACCACCUUCAUUAAACCAUGAGGCAUUCAUCCUGGAAAAAAAGGGAUUUUGUCCAUUUGACAGAUUAAAGAAGGCUUCUCAUGAAAAAUAUGAUGGAACUGAGGCACCUAGGUGGUUUUUCUGGUUGAGCAUCAAAAUACUUGAUCUUGGCUCAGGUCUUGAUCUCAUGGUUGUGAGUUCGAGCCCUGUGUUGGGCUCUGCACUGGGCAUGGACCCUACUUAAAAAAAUAUGUGUGAAGCAACAUUGUUACCAAAUUCUGCAUAGGGAGGUUUGUUAUGUUAAUGAUAAUCCUGUUUACUAUGGAAUAGGUAAAGUGCUAACAAGCUAAAUGGUGGAACAAUGUAUAAUACUGACAAACCCUAAGUUCUGUGAGAUGUUUGCUGCAGAACACAUCGUCUUAACAGUUUCAGGUGUUUUUUCAUCCUUCUGUUGAAUCUAACAUGGUUGUGUAUAUCCAGCCCCCAUUGAGUAUUUCCAUCAAGGAAGAGAUAACUCAGCAAAAAAGCUUAUGUGUAUGGACACAAACCUCAGAGUGUAUGUUGACCCAUUAUCCUUUAGCAUCAUGACUUCUAACCCUCCUUUAUCACCUAUCAGUAAGGUGUCUUUGACUCUCCUCAGUCCCUACCACAAUGUCUUCUGAGCCCCAUAAGUGCAUUAGUGCUAAACACUCUGCUAACUGCCAUUAUCUCAUUUAGCUCCUGGCAUAGUGUUUUGUGAACCUCUACUAACCUCAAGAAAGCUGACCCUCAUUUAUCCUCCAACAUAGUGUUUUGUGAACCACCACUA
Messenger RNA from Nyctereutes procyonoides (raccoon dog), 4825 nucleotides. Its product is annotated as zinc finger protein 585A. NCBI's taxonomy places the organism in Eukaryota, Metazoa, Chordata, Mammalia, Carnivora, Canidae. Gene Ontology annotation, molecular function: DNA-binding transcription repressor activity, RNA polymerase II-specific; RNA polymerase II cis-regulatory region sequence-specific DNA binding. The transcript has 4 exons. The record is from RefSeq and is a predicted model, not a curated record. Bases 1249 to 3879 code for a protein of 876 amino acids. Gene Ontology annotation, biological process: negative regulation of transcription by RNA polymerase II.